GACACAGAGGGACACAGAGGGACUGAGGGGUAAAGGAUGGAUUUCAAUGUGAAGAAAUUGGCUUCAGAUGCGGGAGUUUUCUUCACUCGGGCGGUACAGUUCACCGAAGAGAAGCUCGGCCAGGCAGAGGUAACUGAGCUCGAUGCCCACUUUGAGAAUCUCCUGAGCCGCGCUGACAGCACCAAAAACUGGACCGAGAAGAUUCUCCGGCAGACAGAAGUCCUGCUUCAACCCAACCCAAGUGCCAGGAUUGAAGAAUUUCUUUAUGAAAAACUUGACAGGAAGAUUCCCUCUCGGAUCACCAAUGGCGAGCUCUUGGGACAGUACAUGAUUGACGCAGCCAGCGAUUUUGGCCCGGGGACCCCAUAUGGGAGCACCCUCAUUAAGGUUGGCGAGAGCCAGCGACGUCUGGGAGUUGCCGACCGGGAUUUCAUCCAGUCGUCCAUGAUCAACUUCCUCACCCCACUCCGCAACUUCCUGGAGGGAGAUUGGAAGACUAUAACGAGGGAGAGAAGACUCCUGCAGAAUAGACGGCUGGACCUGGAUGCCACCAAAGCCAGAUUAAAGAAAGCGAAGACAGCCGAGGCCAAGGCAGCAUGUGAGGGAGAAACGAUGCCUGAUUUUCAGGAGACUAGGCCUCGUAAUUACGUGCUGUCAGCCAGUGCAUCUGCGCUCUGGAGUGAGGAGGUGGACAAAGCGGAACAAGAGCUUCGAGUGGCUCAAACGGAGUUUGACCGUCAAGCAGAGGUCACCAGGUUACUGCUGGAGGGCAUCAGCAGCACUCAUACUAAUCACCUCCGCUGCCUGCAUGAGUUUGUAGAGGCUCAGGCUACGUACUACGCUCAAUGCUUCCAAUACACGGUGGAUCUGCAGAAACAGCUGGGCAGCUCCGAUGGAGAAAUGUUCCCCAGUACUUUUGUGGGUAAUUCUAACCCACCACCUUCCUCCAGUGGCAACUCCCCGUCUGCUGCCACCAUUCCUGUCGUCCCAGCCAGACCGCCCAACCCUUCAGCAUCUUCGAUGUCUUUCACCGAAUUGAACCCGGCUUGCAGCGGGACACGAAAGGCUAGAGUGCUGUACGACUACGAUGCUGCGGACACCAAUGAGCUCUCCCUCCUCGCUGAUGAGCUGAUCACGGUGUACAGCUUGCCAGGAAUGGAUUCCGACUGGCUGAUGGGAGAGAGGGGUAACAAGAAAGGAAAGGUCCCGGUCACCUACCUAGAGCUCCUGAACUGACCUCGAUCCUGAGACAGAGAGAGGAAACACUCGCAAAGCACCGCACUAUUAACAACUCCCAUCUCCUUCAUUCCCAGUGUGAAUUGAAAGCAUUAUUUAUGUUGCAAUAGAUCCCACCUCCACCCACACACACACACACACACUCUCACUCACUCACUCACUCCUGAUAACUUCAAAUGCACAAGAGCUCUAAAUGUUUUUUUUUGGGGGGGGGGGCGAAAAAAAUCUCUUGACUUAUUUUUAAUGCAGUUUUCUUACAAUUUGGGAACCUCACUGAUCUGCAUCGAAAGCAUCGAAUUGCAAGUCAUCGACCAAUAAUGAUCGGAAGCAAAUGUUUAGAGAAAAUUCUCGAUUUAAUCAACAAUUUUUUUUUGUGUAGCAGUGGUGUGGGAAGCCCCUGGAGCCUGUAGGGACUUCAGGUUUCUUUAUCUGUUUUGAGGGCUAAAGAAUCUCUUUAGUUCCUGCAAAAUCUGUCUGUAGAGUUCCCUUAUUCGAAUCGAUGGCGAGCUGUCUAUUAUCCCGCAAGGCACUUUAGUUAUUGUGGAGCAGUGUCAUGCAAAUGGAAAUACUGUAUUUAAAAACCUCCUCAACAUGCAUUCGGAGUUGACCAGAGACCAAACUUCACGCAGCGUUUUGCUUCCGGUUGGGGGUGGGGGAGAGAAAACGUAAAGAAGGAAACCCCCACCCCUCUCGUUAUACUACUUUUCUUUCAUUUUAAAUGUCACAAGUCGAUCAUUUCAACGCUGCUCUUAUUUUGGAUUGUUGCGUCUUCUGGAAACGCAGAAGUUUAACUAUUAACACACAGUACGAGAGCACCGAGAUUUGGGCCAGAUAUGGCACUGAUUAAAUUGAAGGGUCAGAUCAUGUACAUUUGGAAAACAGUUAGUUGCAAGAAUGAUUUGUGUUCUGUGAGCUGAAUGUUUAACCCAUGGCAAACUAGCAUAAUCUUCCAGGUACAAGGAAUUAUAUUUUCUAAAUAACUAAAUCACACUUAAAAGAUCUACAAAUCAACAUAAACAUCAGCUUCACACCAUACUUACAUCAUAGUUUUCCUUUAUUUUUUGGAGCUGAUUUGCACUGUUAACAUCAAGUGAGGACUAACCAUUAAUUUAUUGCAGUUUUAUCAUUCUGUGCGAGUACAGGUCUUGUCUAGUUAAGGUAUGUUGACCUUUUUCUUGUGUAAAUGUAUCGUGUUUAGUGGAAGGUCUCAAAGUCGUGCAUUCAUACCCUGGUUUGUAAUGUCAGUGGAUGUGUAUGUAUGAAUUAAAGUCAAUGUAUUUGCUGCCUGUCGUUACUGUACUCUGCAUAGUGAAUGAAUUGAAGAGUAAUAAAGCAUUCCUACAUCAGGCUUCA
This is a messenger RNA of Callorhinchus milii (elephant shark), 2589 nucleotides long. Its product is annotated as endophilin-B2. The record is from RefSeq and is a predicted model, not a curated record. The transcript has 13 exons. Gene Ontology annotation, biological process: membrane organization. Gene Ontology annotation, molecular function: protein binding. Gene Ontology annotation, cellular component: cytoplasm; membrane. Lineage: Eukaryota; Metazoa; Chordata; Chondrichthyes; Chimaeriformes; Callorhinchidae. The coding region runs from base 37 to 1236 and encodes 399 amino acids.